This is a messenger RNA of Sinocyclocheilus rhinocerous, 2190 nucleotides long. RefSeq names its product negative elongation factor E-like. The transcript has 11 exons. The record is from RefSeq and is a predicted model, not a curated record. Gene Ontology annotation, cellular component: NELF complex. Gene Ontology annotation, molecular function: RNA binding. Bases 100 to 1134 code for a protein of 344 amino acids. Gene Ontology annotation, biological process: negative regulation of transcription elongation by RNA polymerase II. NCBI's taxonomy places the organism in Eukaryota, Metazoa, Chordata, Actinopteri, Cypriniformes, Cyprinidae.
UGCUUCCGCGGAUGACAACAAAUGACGUCAUAAUUGUGCGCCGAGCGAGGAAGUACUGCAGACGCGUAUUCUCAUUUUCUGAAUUUAAGAUCAACCAAAAUGGCGAUAUUUCCCAGUUCACUGACAGAGGAGGAGGAAGCACUGCAGAAGAAAUAUGCUAAAUUAAAGAAAAAGAAAAAGGCCCUAAUGGCUCUGAAGAAACAGAGCUCCACCAAUCAGACGGGUCAGAUAGGACUGAAGCGCACUCUGUCAGAUCAGCCGGUGGUGGACACAGCGACCGCAACGGAGCAGGCCAAAAUGCUGAUCAAGUCCGGAGCGAUCAGCGCCAUCAAAUCAGAGAACAAGAACUCGGGCUUCAAGCGCUCCAGAACACUUGAGGGUAAACUUAAAGAUCCUGAGAAAGGUUCUGCCCCAGCAUUCCUGCCAUUUCAAAGGAGCGUCUCUACAGAUGAGGAGCCUCCUGAUUCUGCUAAACGAAUCCACAGGAAAUCCCUGUAUGAGAGUUUUGUUCCUGGAGAUCGAUCUCGUGACGAUGAGGGAGGAAUGUCGAGUCGAGAUUCUGAGCGCGAUCGGGAAAGAGAGAUGGACUGGGAGAGAGAUCGAGAAAGAGACAAAGAGAGGGACCGUGAAAGAGACAAGGAGAGAGAACGGGACCGUGAACGUGAACGGGACAGGAGCCGGGAUAGUGAAAGGGACAGAGACAGGGACAGAGAUCGAGACAGAGAAAGAGACCGAGAGCGGGACGGACCCUACAGACGGUCAGACUCGUAUCCAGAGCGCAGAGGUGUGCGCAAAGGAAACACUGUGUAUGUAUACGGCACAGGUUUAGUGGAAGACAAUUUGCGCUCGGCCUUCGCACAGCAUGGCAACAUCAUCGACCUUUCAAUGGACUCACCACGCCAUUGUGCCUUUGUCACCUUUGAGAAGAUUGAAUCAGCAGACCAGGCUGUGGCAGAGCUGAAUGGCGCUACUGUUGGUGACGUCAACAUCAAAGUCAGCAUUGCCAGGAAGCAGCCCAUGCUCGAUGCUGCCACAGGGAAAUCUGUCUGGGCUUCUCUUGCUGUGCAGAACAGUGCCAAGGGUUCGUACAGAGACAAACGGAGCCAGGUCGUCUACAGUGAAGACUUCCUUUGAAAACAGUUAUUUAGCAUAUGUUAAACUUAUAAAAUGAUCCAGCAUUAGAUUUUGUCUACAUACAGAAAAAAAUUUGUUUUUUUUUAAAGAAGUGAUGAAGUAAAUCUGUUACUUUUCUGUCAUUUUAAUUAGCACAGCAUUUGAGCAUUUUUACUGCUCAGUGUAUCUGGACAUUUAACUCAGUCAUGGAUUUCAGUAAAUAAUCAAUAAACUUUUCCAUCAGCAUGCCUGGGUUGACUUCAUAAUAUGGGCAAACUAAAAAAACAUUACCUCAGUGAAACAUCUUCAGAGUUUGACAGGCAGAAACUGUAAGCCAGUUUUUGAGUUUUUAGAGGUGAUAUCAAGCAAAUCUGAGCUUUGUAUAGAUGUAUUCUGUAUUUGAGUAUGAAUAAUAACUGAUUUACUGCAGACCUCAGCUGUGUGGAACAAGUUUACCCCCGCAACAAUCCACAACAUUAGAUGGUAUUGAUGAAAUGAGCUCUAGUUCAGACCUUCCAGUGCUAUUUUUGCCUAAAGGGAAACAGAACACUGAGAACACAAAUGCAGAGACAUGCCCUGUUAUAUAAACUCUCUGCAUACUAAAAAGAGUAACAUUAUAUCAGAUUUAUUGGGAAACACAAUAGUUUUAGAAUUUUCCUUUUUUUCUCUCUCCAGUGAGAUAUACAACAUUACUCAUAUGAAUAUGAUUGACUAUGGGGAAAAAUAUCAAAACAAACAUUUUUUGUAAAAAAAUGUGAGAGAAACUGCAACACAAUAUUUCAGCAUUAAGAAACAAAGUCUAAGUUUUCAUUUACAAGAGCCAAUGGGUACAUGCACUGUCUGAUAUGUAUCUUAUAUGGACAAGGGGCAUAAGCAUUAAUCUGACAAGUAAUAAUAGUGUAAAAUACUAGUAAAUAGUGUUUUUAGGCUGAUUUUGCUCUUUCCCAUUUGCUCAUUCAAGUAUGUAAAAGCUGUGACUACAAAAAGCUGCCCAAGUGUCUCAGUGUCUUUUUUUGUCCAUACAGUGUAAAUCAGUGGCUAGAUCAGGAUUUGUGUAACCUAACAUACUUACGAAGC